Molecule: messenger RNA, 2679 nt
Organism: Catharus ustulatus (Swainson's thrush)
Lineage: Eukaryota; Metazoa; Chordata; Aves; Passeriformes; Turdidae
Gene: SMIM35
Product: small integral membrane protein 35
Exons: 5
Coding region: 1-432 (143 amino acids)
Source: RefSeq, a predicted model, not a curated record
AUGGAGUCCCAGACAGUCCUGGCAGAGUCCAGGCAGUCCUGGCAGUCCCCACCGUGGGGACAGCACACCCAGGAGAGUUAUACCCCAGAUCCCAGCUGUCCUGUCCCCGGCAGGCGACAAUCGGGACCCCCAGCCUGUGUCUGUCUGCAGAGCCCCUCGUCCCUCUGCUUUCCAGGACAAGAGCCCAUCAAGGUGAUCGGGGUUGUUCUGGGCAUCGGGCUGGCCCUGCUGAUCCUGGCGAGUUUCGGCUACACCUUCAUCCGCUGGUACCGGAGGGGCUACUCCCGGCGGCGGCCUGACUUUGUCUUCAACUUCUACCACUCCCGCGGGCUGGGGUCGGUGGCACUGGAGCUGGUGCCACCAUUCAGCAUCAGUGGCUCGCUGGGCACCUCGGGCAGUGGCUACGAGCCCUUCCACAGCCAGGGGCCGUGAGGUGGGAGCUGUGCUGGUGAGCAGGCUUUGGUUUGUGUUUCCUUCCCCAUUGUCCCUGGGAUGGGACAGAGGGACAGGGCUGGGUGCUCUUGCAGAGCUUCCUCUUGCUGCCUCUUACUCACAGCCCAGCACCAACAGAAAAAGCAACCAAAACUGGCCAGGGGAAUUCCUCCAUUUUCACUUCUGUAAGAAACGGGCCCUGAAUUGUUGGAUUUCAACUGAAAUGGCAAAGGUGCAGUUUCUGUUGCUAAAAAAGCUUCACAGAACCACAGAAUUGUUGGGGUUGGAAGGGACCUCUGGACACCACCUGGUCCAACCCCCCCUGCCCAGGGUCAGCAGGUGACACAGGAGUGCACCCAGGUGGCUUUGGAAUGUCUCCAGAGAGGGAAACUCCAGGAAUUCCCUGGGCAUCUCCUCCACCUGCAGUUCUUUCGAUGCAGCCAGGGUGCACAGGAGGUGCCUGGGCCGGCACUGGUGCAGCCUCCCCUUGCUUGGGAUGGAGGGAGAGGAUGCAGCCUCAUCCCAGGAUUCCCCAACACUGAUCCUGGAGAAAACAGCCACGUUCCCCAGGGCUCAGAGACCUCCCAGCCUCCUGCACACCCAGACACCCAGCACCAGCCAGCUGAGGAGGAGAGCCAGGAGCCCCAGAACUGAGUGACUGCAUUUGUGCAACUGUGGAAAAUGCUGUGAGAAAUGGGAAACCUGUCUCAGACCUCCUCCUCCUCCUCCAUCCAAUAUCUGCCACCACAUGGAGGUUGGUUCUGCACACUGCCACUACCAGAAAGUUCCUGUGGAGUGACUCCUGGAAUUUUUUGUGCCAAUUGCUCCCAGUCUCAGCAGAGCAGAGGCUGUGGAAGUGCCUGGGGCACAGGAGCAGCCAGGGGACAUUCUGUGGCCGCUGAGAGGGGCCCUGCUUGGCCAGCGGGGGCUGGCGAGGCACAGGGUGCCUUGGAACCGUUUCUGUGCAAGUUUGUCUCAGAAAAAAACCAAAUUAAAACUCGUGAGAGCCUCGUGGCUGUGUGUAGGGAAAGCAGUGAGGACAGAGUGGGAUUUCCAGAGAGUCAGAGGGACCAUCUGUGCUCUCGGUGGCUGAAGCUGAGCCGUGUGCUCUGAGCUUUCUCCUGGCUGAAAGGAGAUUCUGCCUGCUCAUGGAGAGGGGGAAGUGCCCCUUCCUGGGGCCUGGGAGCCCUCCGUGGUGAGCAGGAUCCAGCAGAGCCCUGCAUGAUGCAGGAUCCGGCCGUGGUGCCUGACGUCAGCAGCAUUCAAAAGAAAAACAAGAAAAAAAAAAGCCGUGCUUUUGAUGACUCCGUUUUCCAGAGGAAGUUGAAAAAAAUGAAGAACAAAAAACUCUAACCCCGAAAAUACACAGAGGCAGAAGAGAUGGGGCCAGUGGAGGGGCAGGAGGAGGCUCCCCGUGCCCUGCACAUCCCUGUGGGAUGCAGGGAUGGAUCUCACAUGGGAGCAGUGCCAUGUGAGAUGUAGGAGAAGGAAACACAGCAAGGAUCAGCCCCCUCCUCCUGCCCGCGCUGGAAAAGCUGAAAAUAAACCCAAAACUCUUCACCUGAAAACCACACUUCCCAAGGAGGGUUUCUGCCAGCAGUUUUACUUCCCACUGUGAAGGUUCCUGGAAAAGGAGUGACUUUUGGACAAACUUCCCUGGGGCCUGGAAGGUGACCCAGGGUGAGCUGUUGGGUCUCAUCCUGUUUCCAUUCUGAUGACAACUGUUCACAGCAUCACAGAAUCAAUUAGUUUGGAGAAGACCUCUGAGCUCAUCGAGCCCUGUGACUGAUCACAGCCUGUGACUGAACACCACUCUGCUGAGCAGAGCCCUGAUUGUUGUGUUUCCUCCACCCCCGGGUCUGGCUUGUCCUGCUCCUGUCCCUCCCUGGGGAUGUCCCACGGGAUGUGCACCCCUGUGGAAUCACCGUGAGCAGCCCAGCUCCUCUUCCCUGCUGCUCCUCUGGUGAUUGCUCCCUCAAAUUCCCCAGGGACAACCCCCCAGAAACUCAGGUGCAUGAGGAGCUCGUGGAGAGUUCUCCUUUUUCCCAGCUGUGAUGUGGAAACGCUUUUCCCCACGUGAGGCAAAGACACAGUGCCUCUUGCUGAUGGGGAAUGUCCAAAUCUGGAAACAGAAAGCUCAGCUUAUCCUUAGGACAGGAUGAGCAGACAAACGGACCAAACAAAUAGCAUCACAUCCUUUCUGUAUUUACAAAUGAAAUGCAAUAAAUAACGCCUGUGUCCAGAACA